Molecule: messenger RNA, 1314 nt
Organism: Tetrahymena thermophila SB210
Lineage: Eukaryota; Ciliophora; Oligohymenophorea; Hymenostomatida; Tetrahymenidae
Product: 50S ribosome-binding GTPase
Exons: 2
Biological process (GO): phagosome-lysosome fusion
Cellular component (GO): phagocytic vesicle; late endosome; lysosome
Molecular function (GO): GTPase activity; GTP binding
Source: RefSeq, a predicted model, not a curated record
AUGUCUACUGGUAGCCAAAAACAGAAGUGUAACUUAGAAGGACACGAGCUUAAGCAAUUUAUUGCUGUCUGUAUUAGCUCUAGUUGCCAUUAAAGCUAAAAAUUGAUAUGCUCUAAGUGUAUACUAGAAGGAUUACAUUCAAGUCAUCAAUAGGAAAUAAUCUACUUAAAGGAUUAUGUAGAUUAUGAAAAAUCUGAUAUUUUUGAUAUUCCAAUAUGGAAGAAAGAAGGUGAAGAAGUAUUCAAUAAAAUUUGUGAUUGGGUUCUUGAUGAAAACUAAGAAGAGAGAGAAGAGAAAAUAGAGGCUAUUUUUAGUGCAUUCAGAAAAAAUGUUAAUAUCUUAAUUGAUGAAGCUGAAAAAAAAUAUAAAGAAAGAUUAGGUAGAGACUCAGCUACUUUAUUAGAAUUAACCGAAAAGUUUAUACAAGUUAGUCCAAUAGUAGUUAUUUCGGAAGCUAUUAAAUAGUUAAGCGAUGAUCAAUUGGAUUAGAAUGAAUUUGAGAAGUUUUUAAACUAGAAAAUAGUUAAUUCAGAAGAAAGAAAGCUUUAGAUUUAAGAGUUGGAAGAAACCUUUAAUGAUAUAAUUAAGAUUGAAUAAAGUUUAAAUUUCAAAGACUUAAGCAAGUAGCUUGUUCAUGAAUUACCUUAGCUUAUGAAAGCUGACAAAAACUUGGACAUAUUUUCUCCUUCUUCUUCUCCAAAAAGAAAAUCUUCUAACAAUUAAGAUCAAGUAAUAAACAGUGGCAAUAAUUCUAAUGAUCAUGAAAAUUUACCAUUACUGAAAAAGUAAUCGUCAAGCUCUACAAAAAGAGAGAGAAAAAAAUUUUUAUUACUAGGAAAAAGUAAUAUUGGCAAAAGUACUCUUAUAAAUACCUUAAUACAUAGAGAAUUCCAACCUGAUAUAUCAGCUCAUAUACAAAGAAAUAUGGUAUAUGUCUAUGAUUUGGCUCUGUGCACCAAAAAGAUUUUAAUUACUUUGCAAGAAAUAUCUGGAGAUGAAGAGAUAAUACAUUAGAAUAAAAGUUUACUCAAAAAUGUUGAUGGAGUCAUAUUACUAUAUGAUUCUAAUGAAUCACUAUAAGAACUUGAUAAGUGGAUUACUUUAUUUAUCGAGUUUGGUUUACAUGCUGAUCAACAUAAUAAUUUCCCAUUUAUCUUAACAAAAAUAAUCAAAAAUGAAGAAAAUUAAGAAGUUUCAUAAGAACAACUUGAUAAUUUCACUAAAGAGCACUGCAUUCGUAGCUAAUAAUAAGUAGAUACAUCAAACCUUAACUCAAUUAUUAAUUUAUUGGAAAAUAUAUCAUAAAUAAUAUGA